ACGGUUAUUAGCCCUUAGCCGUUGCCUAGACCGUUGCCUAACCGUUGCUCUGCCGUCGGCAUCGGGUUGCCGUGGCGAUAGAGCUUGUGGUUUUACUCGUAGUGUGUGCUUUUGUUGUGUUAAUGAUAUCGAGUAUCACUUCAGGCAGAGUUGUAACUAGCGUCCGUUGUGUGUUUAGAAGGAACGUAUUUGUCGGUUGCGCUGAAGAAUUAGAGAUGACCAUUUGUUCAUCGUGGAAGCCUGAAUGAAACAGUGCCAAUGGUUAGCGCACAUCCCUCUUUAAUUUUCUUUGUUGUGAGGCAAUGUCAACAAAAAUUGAGGAUGAAGACUUGGAUGCUGGUGAGCAGUCGGGAGACGAAGAAGAUGAAGAAGGCGGGCUGUCCAAACGUCGUGGUGCAGGCCGAAGUGUCACAUUGAGCAUGCUGAUGUCUGAAGGCAUCCUUCAGCAUGGCGAAAACGUUCUGUCCAUUGACUAUCUUGGUUCAAGAUUCACCGGUGAUUUGCUGAAGGACGGAAAAAUCAAGUGGCGUGAAACUCAAGAAGUCUACUCUUCACCUAGCUCGUGGGCAGUUCACUGCAAAAAGUUGUUAAACCCUGACAAGAAGUCUGGUUGUGGCUGGUCCACGAUCCGGUACAAGGGAAAAAAACUGGAUUGGUACAAGGCUACCUGGUUCAGAAAACAGAGGAUAAAGAAGGAUGACAGGGAAAAUAAUGUUGGGGCCAAGACUCCUACCGGAGAGAAGACAAAGUCUGGGAUUGUUAUCAAGAAGCCUUUGGCCUACCAGAAUGCACCAGGGCAGCCAGCACCAAAGGAGACUCUUAUUCUAAGUCAUGGAGCCCUUGGGACUCGCAAUGUUGAUUGUGAUUUGAACACCCUGGUCAUCUCCACGCCAUUUAGUGUUCUGGACCGGAUUCAACCAUUCACAUUGACAAUAUCUACAAAUUGCUUGCUGCUUAUUGACUUUCACUGCCACUUGACUGAGAGUGAAGUGGUUGGUUACCUUGGCGGAACAUGGGACAUUGCUGCACAUAACCUCUCCAUAUUGCAAGCGUUCCCAUGUAGAGGGAGACUCGGGGACAAGGAGGCUGCUCCAGCCAUAGAGGAAGAGAUUCGCGAGUCACUUGAGCAACGCCAUCUCACCGUUGUGGGUUGGUACCACAGUCACCCAAAAUCUCCACCACAGCCAAGCUUACGAGACUGCAACUCCCAGCUGGACUACCAGAUCACUAUGAAGGGUGAAAGUGAUUCUUCAUAUACACCAUGCGUUGGCCUCAUAUGCUCUCCUUAUGUUAAAGAUGAAUCCUGCGUAGAUGCCAAGUACCUGGCCUACUGGGUCAUGCCUCCACCAGAGCACAGACCCAAUGAGUAUGGAAGGCCAAUGCAGAUGAUGUACAAUGUUGCCCAGGAUUCAUUCCUGACUCAGGAUCUUCUAAUGGAAAUGCGUCUGCUGUCUGAGUACUACCGUGGAUCACCAGAUGCACUCAACUUUUGCAAGGAUUUCGAGCCUCACAACAUCAGCUACUGGGAGAAACUGAAACGCUCGCUGACAUCCAAGCUUCCGCGUGAUCUGCAGGUCACAAGUGGUGACACGCAAGGGCAAGCUGUUGAUCACUUUUGGGAAUUUGUGAAGGGUCUCAUCAUGCCAGUGUAGUGACACUAUGUGCUCACAACCUUUGGACCGUGCAAAUGGCACUUGUUACAGUGCGCUGCCACCUUGUCAAAGUUCUAGCCCUUAUCGGAGAUCUAUAAUGAUUUAAGCCUGUGUUGCACAUUUGGCUGCUUGCAAUGGAGCCCUGCAAUGCCCUGGGGCAAGUUGGUCGUUUUUAUGUUUAUUGGUAAGAGGAUGCUGGUACAACCUAACUGUGACUACUCUAGCAGCAGUGCAUCACUUCUGGCAUCACUGAUUUCGAUGUGUGAUACUGGUGCCACACAGUUUGGUGUGAUUUUAGUCCUGGCGCGCAGCUCACCGAUGCUCCCGGUCACCAAGUGGCAAGCAGCCUUCUGCUGGUUAGGGCAUAGUUUCAUACAAUUACUAGUGGGAACUUUGGCACUAGUGUCUAUGGGAGCUGCAACCAAGGUGGUUCAGCCAGCAUAGCCAUGCUGGUUAGUGCAUGGUUAGUGCAGUCGUUGCCUUCUGCAUUAAGAAAAAGAAAGUAUAUAUUGCUUUAAAAAUUGAAGCCAAUGAAGGCAGAUAAAGCACAAUAAAAUGAAGCUACAAGAACGUCUGAAGCUACAAGCACAAAGAUUAGGCUUGUACGUGCCCAUGAUGGUCCAUGUACUUACCAUCAUUCCCAUGGUGGCUUAACAAUCACUGUGCCUAAGUUCCUUCUAGCAACUAUUGUAGGAAACUAUAUGGGUUAGUGUAAAUAUAUUCUCUGAAAGCCAUUAUAGUUCUGAUUGCAUCCGUCAGAUAGUGUGACUUUGCUUCGCUGUAGAUAAUUUGAAGAGAGGUGAAAUCAUUUGCAUAUAUAUAUAUAACAUAUAUUUCGAACAGAUAAUGCGGCCCUCUUACAGGCCUUCAAUUUUUACAUUUUUCUUUGUGCAUGGCAUGUGAAGUAAUAUUUUUUGUAUAUUUUUUUACACAUGCAGAACAUGCCAGUUCCACUGUAUAUGGAAUGCAAGGCAUACAUAUACUGUUUUUAGCCCAUUAUUUCAGUGUUGUUUCAUUACCUGCUCCAAUGCUUCAUUUUAAUUGCAUGUAAGCUGUUUCUUCUUAUAAUUCUAGAAAUUUUUUAUGUACUUGACAGAUUUUUACAAGUAUACUCUUAAUUAUUAUGUUUUCAUGUAUAUAGCCCAUCUGUACCAAAAUUGUAUAUUAUCCUGCUUUACAGUAUGAUGUGUCACAACUUGACACCAGUGUAUUAGGCCUUGAAAGUGCUUACUUGCUCCCUCUACUUGAGCAUAUUUUACGAGAUAUAUUUGAAAGUUUGUGUGCUGUUCUUUGCCAAUAGUGUGGAAAGAGCUUUCAUGAGUCAUCAAACCAUUUGGUGUGUGUGCAUCAGAGCAUGUGAUUGAGCGCAGUCUUCUAUAGUAAAGUGCACUGUGUUUGCAAGGAUAGGUAAUGACUGAAAGGUGCGAGCUUUUUAUGACGAUGGAAAAAGACAAUAUUAUAGUUAUAUAAAAAUCUGAGCAUACAACCAUAACUGUGGUAAGAUGUUUCACAUAGCGUGGACAUCUAACUCGCAGGGCCACUACAGCAAUGCAGGUCUGCAUGCUCAUGCUGUGCAGCCCGCACAUUGUGGUAUAUUAUCCGGUCCACUCUAAAUGUCUUAAAGGCCAUGGUGCGCUGCCCUGAGGGGGUGUGUCACUUGUGCUUGAGGGCAGAUCUGCGUAGUGAUGACAGACCAACCCAUUGGGCUCCUUUGUGUUGUAGCCAUAUUUGCAGCUUGUUGCAUUGUUGCUGCUUUGCUGACAUGCUUGCCCUCUGAGCACGUGCAUCUGUAUACACCAUAGAAUUCUAAGAAGUUGGCUCAUCUACAGAGCUGUCACCCAGUGUGUGAGCCUGCCACAUUUUGAAAUGUUAAAUUACAAGGAAGAAAAUCUUGUGUUAUAUUCGGAGAAUGGCUCCAUGAAUUUAGCUCGAGGUGUUUUCUCAGCCUGAUAAUUUCAUAAAAUUUCAUUCUAUUCAUGCAAAUAUAGCAAUGCACUAGACUUGCUUGAAGCUGAAGGAGUGCAGCACUCGUGGGUCAGCAAUAUUGUUCUCUUGGCCUUUAUUGUGGCCUUUUUGUAAUGUUUUUAGCAUUUUGCAGCCAUUUUGAAGUGAUUACAUACAAUGUUUUGUAGCAGUCAUGCAUGAGCACAUCUGAAACUACUGUAAUUCUGCAUUGUAUGCACAUACAGAUGGAAAAUUUGCGUUUAUUUAAUAAACAUGAGUUUCUACCUUCCA
Molecule: messenger RNA, 3887 nt
Organism: Dermacentor albipictus
Lineage: Eukaryota; Metazoa; Arthropoda; Arachnida; Ixodida; Ixodidae
Product: MPN domain-containing protein-like
Molecular function (GO): metallopeptidase activity; protein binding
Source: RefSeq, a predicted model, not a curated record